Eruca vesicaria subsp. sativa (arugula) is the source of this 1104-nucleotide messenger RNA. NCBI's taxonomy places the organism in Eukaryota, Viridiplantae, Streptophyta, Magnoliopsida, Brassicales, Brassicaceae. The record is from the annotation of a GenBank genome assembly.
CACAACUCUCCUUCUCUUUCUCUCCCUUUGUUCCAUAGUCUCUCGGAGCCUUUUUUUAACAAACGUAUCUAUGGCUGUUGAAGCUCCCCACAUGAACAUUUUCUCUCCUCAGUUGUUAUCAAACAGAGAUUGUGUUAACUACAAACAAGACAUGAACCACGGUGAGUUUUUCACCGGAGAAACUCUCCCCGUGGAUCCUUACGCAGCUGCUAAAGCUAGCUUUAACAAAACAGAAAGUGGUCUCACAUACAAUUUCAACUCAUCAAACGUUAUUCCACCGUCCACAAAACGUCCGCGAGAAUCUCAAUACCUUGACUCAGACGCCCAUUACGCGUCUGCGUUCAAACGGAGGUGGUCCAAGGCGUUUGGUUCACCAUCAUCACUGAUAAACGCUGAACUAGUCUCGCAUAUCCAAAACCAACAACAGUUGGAGAUUGAUCAGUUCGUAGCUCAGCAAACAGAGAAGCUUAGGAUAGAGAUUGAAUCUCGUCAGCGAACUCAAACGCGGAUGUUAGCGUCUGCGGUUCAAAACGCGAUAGCCAAGAAGUUAAAAGAGAAAGACGACGAGAUCGUACGGAUGAGAAACAUUAAUUAUGUUUUACAAGAGCGGGUUAAGAAUCUUUACGUUGAGAAUCAAAUAUGGCGAGAUAUAGCUCAGACCAACGAAGCACAAGCUAACAAUCUUCGGACAAACCUAGACCAAGUUCUUGCUCAAAUCAAGACGGUACCAAACGCUGUAGAAAACGACGUGGAGUCGAGCUGCGGAAGUUGCGAAGAAGGUGGUGAAGGUAUUACAGCGGUUAGUGGCGGUUGCAAGCGGUGCGGUGAGAGAGAAGCGAGUGUGUUGGUGUUACCUUGUCGUCAUUUGUGUUUGUGUACGGUUUGUGGUUCGGCUUUGUUGCGAACUUGUCCGGUUUGUGAUUCGGUCAUGAACGCUAGUGUACAUGUUAACAUGUCGUCUUAAUUUGUUUUUCUUCUUUUUUAGUUGUAUUAAAUUCGUAUUUUGUUUCUCUAGAAAGUUUAGCUAUAUAAUUCUUUUAUUUUUGUAAGUACAGUUUUUUUUUGUAAAGGGGAAUUCUUGAUUUUAUAUCUUACGACUUCGAU